Anopheles nili is the source of this 1865-nucleotide messenger RNA. Its product is annotated as putative sodium-dependent multivitamin transporter. Gene Ontology annotation, biological process: transmembrane transport; sodium ion transport. Gene Ontology annotation, molecular function: symporter activity. The coding region runs from base 1 to 1800 and encodes 599 amino acids. Lineage: Eukaryota; Metazoa; Arthropoda; Insecta; Diptera; Culicidae. Gene Ontology annotation, cellular component: membrane. The transcript is spliced from 6 exons. The record is from RefSeq and is a predicted model, not a curated record.
AUGGCGUCCUCGUUCGGAGUGUGGGAUUAUGUCGUGUUCGUCGCGAUGCUGCUGGUAUCUGCCGGUAUUGGGGUGUACUAUCGGUUUUCCGGUGGAAAGCAAAAAACCAACACGGAGUACCUGCUAGCUGACCGCAACAUGUCGAUUUGGCCGGUUUCAUUCAGCCUGAUGGCAAGCUUCAUGUCCGCGAUCACGCUCCUCGGAGUGUCCAACGAAAACUACCAGUUCGGGACGCAAUUCGUGUCGAUCAACCUGUCGUACGGAUUGGCCACUCCGAUCGCGGCCUACCUUUUCCUGCCGGUGUUUUUCCGCCUGCAAGCCUGCAGCGCGUAUGAGUACCUGGAAAAGCGGUUUGGGAAAAAGACCCGAUUGGCCGCCUCGUUGGCCUACACGCUGCAGAUGAUCCUGUACAUGGGUAUCGCGGUGUACGCACCAGCCCUUGCCCUCCAAGCCGUCACCGGGCUCGAUCAGAUGUACUCGAUCUUCGUGAUCGGUGGCAUUUGCACGUUUUACUCCACGAUCGGUGGCAUGAAGGCGGUCCUGUUCACGGACGUCUUCCAGUCGGUGCUGAUGUUCGCUGCCAUCUAUGCCGUCAUCAUCUGUGCCGCCGUUAAAGCGGGUGGACUUGGUCCGAUUUGGGAGGCCGCUUCCGAAGGUGGCCGGCUUGAGAUCUGGAACUUCGAUCCGAACCCAACAACCCGGCACACCUGGUGGUCGCUAACGAUCGGUGGCAUGUUCACGUACCUCUCGCUUUACGCCGUUAACCAGACCCAGGUGCAACGGCUCAAGACGGUGAAGGACCUCCGAUCGGCACAAAAAGCACUCUGGCUGAACUGGCCCAUCCUGUCACUGCUCAGUCUCAGCACGUCGUUCAGCGGUUUAGCGAUCUACUACUUCUACCGGACCUGUGACCCAUUACGGCAGGGCCGGAUCUCGGUUCGUGACCAAACGAUGCCACUGUUCGUGGUGGACGCGAUGGGCGAUCUGCCCGGACUGCCGGGUCUGUUCGUGUCCGGUAUCUUCUCCGCCAGCCUGUCCACGGUGUCCGCCGCCCUCAACUCGCUGGCCGCCGUCACACUCGAGGACUACCUGAAACCGCUCUAUCUGCUCGUGAAGCGCAAACCACUCCCCGACCUGCAGUCCAGCUUCCCGAGCAAGGUGAUGGCGUUCGUGUACGGGCUCAUCUGCAUUGGGGUCGCGUUUCUGUCGCAAAAGCUCGGUGGUGUCCUGCAGGCGUCCCUCACCAUCUUCGGUGUCGUCGGUGGACCGCUGUUUGCGCUCUUCUCUAUGGGGAUGUUUACGACCCGCGCAAACCAACGGGGCGUGAUAACCGGUCUGAUCGUAGGCCUGUCGUUCUCACUGUGGACGGGUUUUGGCCAACCUCGGCCACCCCUAAAAACACUCGAUUUCUCCGUCGAAGAUUGCUCUGCGUUCGGGGGCUACAACCAAACGAGCCUCCCACUAGCGAUGGCCCAACGGGCCGCAGAACCACGUGACGACUCCGACUACUUCUAUCUGUACCGGUUGUCCUACCUGUGGUUCAGCGUGCUCGGAUACCUCGUGACGUUUGCCGUCGGAUACGGCACCAGCCUGCUGCUCCGUUGGCUCGGAGCUCAUGGCACCGAACGCAUCUACCUCGACGAACAGCGGGUUUACCUCAACACCGACCUCUUCUCGCCGCCAGUCGCCCGUGCCAUGAAACAACGGCUGGCAAAAUACAUCGAAAACGGUGGCGAUAUUGACGCCACGACAGCGAGCCAACACUCGACCAGUGUGCAAAUGCCCACGGUUAGUAAAUAAGCCAACGCCAUCGUCACCACGUGGCCACGGUCCAGUCCAGCUGAGCAGGACCGACCUGGACCUGG